Molecule: messenger RNA, 1251 nt
Organism: Carassius gibelio (silver crucian carp)
Lineage: Eukaryota; Metazoa; Chordata; Actinopteri; Cypriniformes; Cyprinidae
Product: complement factor H-related protein 4-like
Exons: 7
Coding region: 156-1154 (332 amino acids)
Source: RefSeq, a predicted model, not a curated record
AUUGCAUCACAUUUUGGGGGGCAUUGAGUCCUGUUUGGUAAAGCAGAGGGAAGGGACAUUGCUUUUUAUCUACAUUUCACAGACUUCACGGAUUCAUAUUCAUAUCACCAUUGCUCUUAAGGGUUGUGAAUAAUUCUUUUGGAAAACAGCUUAAAAUGAAAUAUUGGGAGAUGAUUCUCUUUCUUUUAUCAGCGAUCAUAGAUGUCUCAACCAAUGCUCAAGAAGUUACCUGCGAAGGGGAACAACUCAUCAAUGUUGACAUUUUAAUUGGACAUCCAGGAAUUGUUUCACCUUACAAACCUGGACAUAUUUUAGUUUUUCGAUGCACUGAUGUGAACCAGAAGAUGCAUGGACAUCGAGCAAUUGAAUGCCAGCCAGAUGGAAAAUGGGAUCAGGCAUAUCCGACAUGUAGAGGGAUUAGAUGUGAAGUUCCACGUGACCAGCAUGUGUCUCACCCAGACAAUUAUUUCAGAGGAGAUAUGAAACUGGGAACAAAACACAAUUACUAUUGCGAGUCUGGGUAUGAGAAAAAGGCAGAAGAAGCCACAUGUACACAAGAUGGUUGGACACCAAAUCCACUGUGCACUGGGAUUAGAUGUGAAGUUCCACGUGACCAGCAUGUGUCUCACCCAGACAAUUAUUUCAUAGGAGAUAUGAAACUGGGAGCAAAACACAACUACUAUUGCGAGUCUGGGUAUGAGAAAAAUGCAGAAGAAGCCACAUGUACACGAGAUGGUUGGACACCAAAUCCACUGUGCACUGUGAUGACAGCCUCAAGCAAAUGUGGCACACCACCAACAGUAAACAAUGCAGAUACAGUAGAAAUGACAAAAAAGGAAUACAACACAGGAGAGAGAGUUGAAUUCAUCUGCUUUAAUAAAUACACAUUGGAUUCACAUUCCCCUUUCUCCAAAUACUUGACCUGUCAGCAAGGCAAAUGGACAGGAAAGGUUAAGUGUUUAAAGCCCUGUGCAGUGACAGUGGAAGAAAUGGAUGAAAGAGGUAUAGAGCCGGCCUUCACUGAUCAACAAAAGUUGUUCGCACCACAUGAUGAUCACAUCACCUUUAAGUGUCAGUGGGGCAAAAAUUCAGUAGGUUUUACCCCAAGACACAAGUGUAAUGAUGGAGUGAUGACUUUGCCAAAGUGUGUGUGACAGUGGAAAUAAAACAUAGAUGAAGCAUCAGCUGUACUACUAGGCGAAAACAAAUGGAGCAGAUCAAAAUAAUAAAAAAAAAAUAUCCUUAUUCUGU